AUGUUUAUUCGGGCAGACGCGGAGCAGGCGGUGAAAAGGCGCCGAAGCACACCGAAGCACACACACACCCUCCACCACGGCCCUGGCGGAUUAUCCUUCUCCAGGUUCGCUGCGCGCUUCCAUCCUCCCGUGGCCUCGGCGCCCCCUCUCUGUCGACGCGGGGUACCCAGCGAUCGCCCGGCCGCAAAGGACCCUGAUGCACCGAAUCCGCUGUAA
Colletotrichum paranaense is the source of this 216-nucleotide messenger RNA. RefSeq lists its product as uncharacterized. NCBI's taxonomy places the organism in Eukaryota, Fungi, Ascomycota, Sordariomycetes, Glomerellales, Glomerellaceae. Bases 1 to 216 code for a protein of 71 amino acids. The transcript has a single exon. The record is from RefSeq and is a predicted model, not a curated record.